AUGUCCCUCCUUACAGCCGACGAGAUCCCAACGCUCUCCUUGCUCUACAAGCUGGGCAAGCUCCCCUCGACUCCAUCAGGCACCAAGAUUCCAACGACCCUCUCCUUCAAGCCCGCUGGCCCCAUCACCCCCUCUAAGGCCCUUAAUGACCGCGUGUGCCUCGUCCGGCACGACGUGACGAAGCUCGAGGUGGACGCCAUUACCAACGCCGCAAACAAGUCACUCCUCGGCGGUGGCGGCAUCGAUGGCGCCAUCCACGCUGCCGCUGGCCCUGGCCUCCUCGCCGAGUGCCGCACUCUUGGUGGCUGCAAAACCGGCGAUGCGAAGAUCACUGGUGGGCAUAACCUGCCCGCGAAGAAGGUUAUCCACGCUGUCGGCCCCAUCUACGACCCCAUCGAUCCUAAGGAGAGCGAGGAGCUGUUGACGUCGGCCUACGAGAAGGUGCUGAACUUGGCGGUGGAAAAUGAAUGCAAAUCACUGGUCCUGUGCGGUAUCAGCACAGGCAUAUAUGGCUACCCCCCUCACGAGGCUGCGCCUGUCGCCAUAUCAACUGUCAAGAAGUUCUUGGAGGGCGAGAAGGGACAGAAGCUUGAGAAGAUCGUGUUUGUCACGUGGGUGAGGCAGGAUGUCGAGUCUUACGAUAAGUUCUUGCCAGUUUACUUCCCCCCAGUCGAGGACGCCGCGAAGACCGAGUCGAAGCAAGAGGUGGAAGCCAACCCCGAAGACGUCGAGGCCGCGAAGGAAAUUGCCAGCAAAUUACCCGAUGUUCCUACAUCUGAGCCCGGUGAAUCCGGGCAUCCCGAAAAGAAGCAGAAGCAGUAA
Messenger RNA from Diaporthe amygdali, 822 nucleotides. RefSeq names its product macro domain-containing protein. The record is from RefSeq and is a predicted model, not a curated record. The transcript has 2 exons. NCBI's taxonomy places the organism in Eukaryota, Fungi, Ascomycota, Sordariomycetes, Diaporthales, Diaporthaceae. Bases 1 to 822 code for a protein of 273 amino acids.